This is a messenger RNA of Dentiscutata erythropus, 668 nucleotides long. NCBI's taxonomy places the organism in Eukaryota, Fungi, Glomeromycota, Glomeromycetes, Diversisporales, Gigasporaceae. The record is from the annotation of a GenBank genome assembly.
UUUUAAAAGAAAAUCUUACAGAUUUAAAUUUAAUUAUAAGUAUUUCUGUGUCUUCUGUUAGUUCUAUCGUUUCCGGAAGUGGUGUAAUUGCGGCUUUUAAAUCAUUUCUUAGCUCCUCAACUUCCAAUCCAGAUCCUGAACUUGAGAAAGGUUCUGAUUUAAAAAUUUUUGAAGAACCUGCUGCUCUAAUUGUGGACGACAAAAAAUUAGUAAAAGAAGUGUUUAAAAAUAUUAGAAAAUUAAGAAAAAAUAAUAAUGAAACAGCAAAAAUGGAAGCAGCUCAAUCUCUUUAUACGUUUUUUGGUUGUAUUGCUCUUUUUGGUAUUGUGGGGUAUGAUUUUUUUAAUUUUGUUACUGAACAAUCUAAUGGAACUUAUGUGGACUUUGCUUUAUUAUUCUUGGUGUCAUUGGUCUUUAUUACUGUCUAUGUACGAAAAGUGCGAUCUAAAGAGGAUUCAUUGACACGUAUAGAUGAAGAAAAAAUUUUAUAUCAUCUUAAUGGUUUAAAGUAUGAUGAAAGAGUAAAGAAAGAGGAAGAGAUGGGCAAAACGGAUAAUAAAGAGAAUAGCAAAAAUGAUAAUAAAGAGAAUAGCAAAAAGGAUAAUAAAGAGAAUAGCAAAAAGAAUAAGAAAGAGAAUAAUAAGGAGGAUAAUAUUACUGUCAGUUAG